UUAGUUUAGCGAAUUUUAAUCUCUUAUAUAAACCCUUCUUUCUCCUUCUCUUCUUCUUCGUCUUAAUUCUCAAUCUCUUUCUCUCUCUACUUUUUCUCUCUCUAAACAAACAAUCUUUCAUCACCCAACAACCAUGACUGCCUACAGAGGGAAAUACGCUGAUGAGCUCAUUGCCAACGCUGCCUACAUUGCUACCCCUGGAAAGGGUAUUCUUGCGGCUGAUGAGUCAACUGGUACCAUUGGCAAGCGUUUUGCCAGCAUCAAUGUUGAGAAUGUAGAGGACAACAGGAGGGCUCUUCGUGCUCCAUCUUUAACCGAAAGUGGAGUGAUCCUUUUUGAGGAAACUCUCUACCAGAAGACUGCUGCUGGUAAACUUUUCGUUGAUGUUAUGAAGGAAGGUGGUGUCCUUCCCGGAAUCAAGGUUGACAAGGGUACCAUUGAGCUUGCCGGAACCAAUGGUGAGACAACUACUCAGGGUCUUGACAAUCUUGGCAAGCGUUGUGCUGAGUACUAUGCUGCUGGUGCCCGUUUUGCCAAAUGGCGUGCUGUCCUCAAGAUUGGCCCAAAUGAGCCAUCCCCACUUGCCAUCUUGGAGAAUGCUAAUGGUCUUGCUCGUUAUGCCAUCAUCUGUCAGGAAAAUGGAUUGGUCCCCAUUGUUGAGCCUGAGAUCUUGGUUGAUGGAUCCCACGACAUCGACAGGUGUGCUGAGGUUUCUGAGCGUGUGCUUGCUGCUUGCUACAAGUCCCUUAAUGACCACCAUGUCCUUCUCGAGGGUACCCUCUUGAAGCCAAACAUGGUCACCCCUGGUUCAGAUAGCAAGAAGGUUGCCAAUGAUGUGAUCGCUGAAUACACCGUCCGUACUUUGCAGAGGACUGUUCCUCCAGCUGUUCCUGGCAUCAUGUUCUUGUCUGGUGGGCAGAGUGAGGAGGAAGCUACCCUCAACCUGAACGCCAUGAACAAGCUUCAGGCCAAGAAGCCAUGGACUCUGUCCUUCUCAUAUGGCCGUGCCCUUCAGCAAAGUACCCUCAAGGCCUGGUCAGGCAAAGAGGAGAAUGUGUCAAAGGCUCAGGAAGUCUUCCUUGCUAGGGCUAAGGCUAACUCUGAGGCUACUCUUGGUAAGUAUCAAGGUGGUGCUGCAGGAGCUGAUGCCUCUGAGAGCCUUCACGUCAAGGACUACAAGUACUGAGCAAAGUUUUUUUCCUCCCCGUCUCCAUUCCGGCAGCAAAUUCGCGAGUUUUUUCCCCUGGGAAGGGCGCCCUAUUCUUAGAAGCGGUGUGUGCGUUUUUUAGAAUGUUAAUUUAAGUUCACUUGUUUUUUUUAGUUUUGAUGGCUACCAUAAUAAAUUUGUAUGAAUUAGUUUUGUCCUUUUGAAAAGAGGAUCUUAUUGGUUUUAAAAUAUGUGAAAAAAUGUACUCACAAUAUAAAUCAGAGUGACUUCGCUUCUA
Molecule: messenger RNA, 1445 nt
Organism: Beta vulgaris subsp. vulgaris (sugar beet)
Lineage: Eukaryota; Viridiplantae; Streptophyta; Magnoliopsida; Caryophyllales; Amaranthaceae
Product: fructose-bisphosphate aldolase, cytoplasmic isozyme
Biological process (GO): fructose 1,6-bisphosphate metabolic process; glycolytic process
Cellular component (GO): cytosol
Molecular function (GO): fructose-bisphosphate aldolase activity
Source: RefSeq, a predicted model, not a curated record